Messenger RNA from Terrapene triunguis (Three-toed box turtle), 2295 nucleotides. Its product is annotated as histone-lysine N-methyltransferase EHMT2. The record is from RefSeq and is a predicted model, not a curated record. Gene Ontology annotation, cellular component: nucleus. NCBI's taxonomy places the organism in Eukaryota, Metazoa, Chordata, Testudines, Emydidae. Gene Ontology annotation, molecular function: zinc ion binding; p53 binding; histone methyltransferase activity.
GGCACCUUCCUGGAGUGCCACCCCGACCUGCGGGUGACCCACCGGUUCCACAAGGGCUGCGUGUCCCAGCUGAACGGGCUGAUUUUCUGCCCGCACUGCGGCGAGGACGCCUCGGAGGCCCAGGAGAUCACCAUCGCCCGGGCUGACACCUCAACCCCUGCCCCCCCGCCCCCCGGCCAGGAGCCCCCCGACGCCCCCGGCCGUGCCGACACCACCCAGCCCAGUGCACGGAUGCGGGGGAAGGGCGAGGGACGGCUGGUCCCCCACGACCCACUGGCCGACGGGAUCGACAGCUCCGGGGGCCCCGUGCUGACCCUGCCGUCGGGCGCUGCCAUCUCGCCGCUGGGGCUGGGCCCGGGGCCGGGCCGUGAGCAGCUCGAGAAGGCCUUGAUCGUGCAGGAGGCUGAGAGGCGGAAGAAGCUGCGGUUCCACCCGCGCCAGCUCUACCUCUCCGUCAAGCAGGGCGAGCUGCAGAAGGUGCUGCUGAUGCUGCUCGACAACCUGGACCCCAACUUCCAGAGCGACCAGCAGAGCAAGCGCACCCCGCUGCACGCCGCCGCCCAGAAGGGGUACCUCGAGAUCUGCCACGUGCUGCUGCAGGCUGGCGCCAACAUCAACGCGGUGGACAAGACGCGCCGGACGCCGCUCAUGGAGGCCGUGGUGAGCAACCAGGUGGAGACGGCGCGGUACAUCGUCCGCCGGGGCGGCUGCGUCUACAGCAAGGAGGAGGAUGGUUCGACCUGCCUCCAUCACGCGGCCAAGUGCGGGAACCUGGCUAUGGUCUCUCUGCUGCUGGCCACGGGGCAGGUGGACGUCAACGCCCAGGAUAACGGCGGCUGGACCCCCAUCAUCUGGGCCGCGGAGCACAAGCACAUUGAGGUGAUCCGUAUGCUGUUGACCCGCGGCGCGGACGUCACCCUGACAGACAACGAGGAGAACAUCUGCUUGCACUGGGCCUCCUUCACGGGCAGCGCGGAGAUCGCCGAGGUCCUGCUGAACGCGCAGUGCGACCUGCACGCCGUGAACUGCCACGGGGACACGCCGCUGCACAUCGCCGCCCGCGAGAGCUACCACGACUGCGUCAUGCUGUUCCUGUCGCGAGGGGCUGACCCCGAGGUGCGGAACAAGGAGGGCGACUGCCCCGUGGACCUGACGCUGGAGAACUCCGAGGUCUGGUUCGCCCUGCAGCUGAACCGCAAGAUCCGCCAGGGCAUCCUCAACCGGGCGCUGCGGACCGAGCGCAUCAUCAGCAGGGACGUGGCCCGCGGCUACGAGAACGUGCCCAUCCCCUGCGUCAACUCGGUGGACGACGAGCCGUGUCCCGACGACUACAAAUACAUCUCGGAGAACUGUGAGACCUCCACCAUGAACAUUGACCGCAACAUCACGCACCUGCAGCACUGUACCUGCCAGGACGAUUGCUCCUCCAGCAACUGCCUGUGUGGCCAACUCAGCAUCCGCUGCUGGUACGACAAGGACGGGCGCCUGCUCCAGGAAUUCAACAAGAUCGAGCCGCCCCUCAUCUUCGAGUGUAACCAGGCGUGCACCUGCUGGAGGAACUGCAAGAACCGGGUCGUCCAGAGCGGCAUCAAGGUCCGACUGCAGCUCUACCGGACGGCCAAGAUGGGCUGGGGGGUGCGAGCCCUUCAAACCAUCCCCCAAGGGACCUUCAUCUGCGAGUACGUGGGGGAGCUGAUCUCGGACGCGGAGGCCGACGUACGGGAAGAUGACUCGUAUCUCUUUGACCUGGACAACAAGGACGGCGAGGUGUACUGCAUUGACGCCCGUUACUACGGCAACGUGAGCCGGUUCAUCAACCACCUGUGUGAGCCCAACAUCAUCCCAGUGCGGGUGUUCAUGCUGCACCAGGACCUGCGCUUCCCCCGCAUCGCCUUCUUCAGCAGCCGCGACAUCCGGGCCGGCGAGGAACUGGGGUUCGACUACGGUGACCGGUUCUGGGACAUCAAGAGCAAAUACUUCACGUGUCAGUGCGGGGCGGAGAAGUGCAAACACUCGGCCGAGGCCAUCGCCCUGGAGCAGAGCCGCCUGGCCCGCCUCGAGGCGCACCCCGAGCUGCUGCCCGACGUGGGGGGGCUGCCCCUGCUGGGCCCCUGAGCCCCGGGGGGGACCCCGAUUCCCGCCCCAGGGACCCCAAUUCCCACCCCUGAGCCCCUGGGGACACUCCCCACCCUGCCCCUGAGCCCCCCGGGGGAUCCCCCCCCGGCUCGGGCCCUUUUUAACUGUAACGUCCUGGGAGGCUGAAUCCAAUAAACGCCGGCACCGCCGGGAACUCGG